Apis laboriosa (Himalayan honeybee) is the source of this 9392-nucleotide messenger RNA. RefSeq names its product catenin delta-2 (gene p120ctn). Gene Ontology annotation, molecular function: cadherin binding. The record is from RefSeq and is a predicted model, not a curated record. Bases 2243 to 5176 code for a protein of 977 amino acids. Gene Ontology annotation, cellular component: adherens junction; cytoplasm; plasma membrane. Gene Ontology annotation, biological process: cell-cell adhesion; cell-cell junction assembly. Lineage: Eukaryota; Metazoa; Arthropoda; Insecta; Hymenoptera; Apidae. The transcript has 15 exons.
UAUAUCAUUACAAUAUAUAACAAAAUUAUUUUAUUACUCUCCGAGAUUAUAAGCACGAUUAUAUUAUUAUUUUCUCGAUCAAUAAUUCAAAUAAUUACAAGCAACGAGCUCACAAUUAAAAUACCAUCGUAGUAAUUCUACUUAAACAAAAUACCUAGAUUAGAUUCUGUUCUUCCUCUUUCUUUACAAAUCCUAUCAACUCCUUACAACUCCAACACUAACACGAUCCCCACUAACUAAUUUCCUUCAAACAAACCUUUAUUUAUACGCACGCAAGAAUGAAAAAAAAAAAAAGAAACGGAAGAAAAGGAUAAACAAUCGUCAGGAUGGAAUUUUAUUCAAGGAUCAAAAAAAAAAAAAAAAAAAAAAAAGAAGAAGAAGAAAGAAAGAAAGGGCUCGUUAACAGGAUGCAAUUUCGGUCGAAUGGGCGAUUCUCUGUCUUGGGGAACGGAAAUCGCGCACUUCGUUACCCGCGCGCGGCAAUUAGCCUCUUAAUUACCCGAAGCUUCUUCCCUCCACGAACGACGAUCCGAAGAUCCUCCCGUGGGAUCCUGCGGGGAAGCGCGUCUUGCGCGGGGAAAUCGAUUUCUCGGAUGCAACGCGAGGAUGGGCGGGGAAAGCAGGUUGAAAGAACGCUCCGGUGUUUGGACGAGAUUUGUUUACCCUUUGUCGUUGCCGGGCGAAAAAAUGGGGAAAACCGAGAGAGAAAAUUUUGGACGAUUCCCCUCUUUCUUUCCGAUUCGUCGAGCCUCUAAUUUAUUAUUAGGAAAAGAGAGAAUAAGAAUUGUUUCCUCGUUCAAUUCAAAUUUUCUAAUUUAACGUACAAUUGAUUUGAAUAUCAUGAGCAAGAAUCUGAGAGAGUCUCCAAUUUGUUAACUUGCAAUGCAAGAAGAUUAUAAUAAAUGCAUCUGGUCGUAUUUUGAAUUUUUGAAUUGCAAGAAUAUUCAUCUAUCGUAUACCUUAUUAAAUCGACCAUUUAAUAAUUAUAUUGAUUGAAAACAGGGAAAGACGUACGACAUGUAUUUCCCUGCGAUUCGAAUCCAGGUCGAAAGGGGAGGAGGAGAAGGGGAGGGCCUUAAACAAAUUCCCCCGUUUCAUCUUAUCCUCGCGAACGGCAGUAGGACGGCAGUAUUUGCCGUUGUCACGAUCUUUUUAUCUCCUCUCCGUUGAAUUUCCGACCACGUGCCACCGCCUAAUACCUUAAUAACUGGGAACAAUGUUCCCUCCUUUCACGGCUCUAUCCCUCGAAGGACGAGGAAUAUUAUUCGCGGGGAGUCGGUGAAAAGUGGGCCAAAUUGGCGUCCACCCGGUUGACAACCGGUUAUUAAACAGUAGUCUUCUUUAAUUAACCGGAGUAAAGUUGCGCCAACUUGGACCGAUGAAAGUCUAACCCUCAAUUAAAUACAAUCGGGAGGAAAUUUCUGAGAAAUUUUGCACACUUUGAACAGCAUAUAUUUCUCUUCGAAAUUUUCUCGCGAUAUCAUAUAUUUACGAUGAUUCAUCUUCAUGGAAUUUUUAUAAAAAGAUUUUUCUUGAAUAUUAAUAUUUUUCGUUCCACCAUUCCGCUUUCGAUAAUUCAUUUUCGAAAGAUUCUUUUCCAGAGGAGAAGAGAGAUGGCAGAGACCUCUAGGCGAUUACGUCGUGGGUGCGAAAAAAAGAACAAUAAACGUGGAAACGAAGUUCGUUAGUCGAAUAGAAUUGGCCGACGACACCGAACUGGCUGGAAUCCUUUUAGUAUGCCCUCUGACGAAAUUCUGAGGUCGUAGUUGCGUUAGGUGAAUUCGUUAGCGAAACUUUCCUCGUAUAUAUAUAUAUAUAUAUAUAUAUACGCGUAUAAUACGCAUACCGAGCAACAGCCAAUCGAAACACGCGACAAAAGGGUGGUGAGGCGACAAAUUAAUUAAACUCUUCUGCUCGUUUUAUAUUUUAAUGCCGCGAUUACGCGCGACGCUCGCGUGAUACCCUCGCUUCACCUGUUAACUGCACGCGCUUUACGUUGAAGUGAUAAAAUUAAUUAAGGAUAAGUGAAAAAAGGGAAUAAAUUUAAAAAAAAGAGAGAGAAAAAAAAGAAGAGAUUAAAUCAAUUCGAUCGUUCUAACGAGCUUUAGUUAUCGAUAUAUAUAUAUAUAUUUUCUUUACUUGUUUUCAUUCAAGAAUUCUUUUUCAAACUUCUUCAGAAAAAGUUUUCUCUCAAGUUGACAACAAUGCCCGAUCAAGAUCGUGGAAAGUUUUUUUCAACCGGAUGGAUAAUAAACUUCUCUCAACUUGUCCUCACGAAAGAAGUAUCAAGGGACGUCAUCGAUUGCUGAGCGGCAAGAGACGAAAAAUCAGCUGGCUGGUGAAUCGUCGAAUCGUCGAGAGACAGGAGCACAGCAUAACGCACACUGAGAUCACGCAGAGACGCGUUCUCCAGGAGAAGGGCCCCGACAUGCCGCAAUACACCGGACAGAGUGAUGCAGAUUACCACGGAAGUAACGGCCAGGCGGAUACCCAUUCGUUGCAUUCGUCUCAUUUGUCUGUCCAGGAGGAUCCAUUACUCAUCCGGAGCCAUAAGCAGCAAACCACUCAACAAGUAACAAACGUCUCGAAGGUCGUGCGCGAGGUAUCACACAUGGAGCCGGAUCCGGGCGCGGUCAGCUACAUGUCGGUGCCGUUGAUGUCCCAGGACUAUCAACACGCGGACCGACGAUACCCGGCCGACUCUUACAUGGUCGGUUUCGAGCAUUACGAGCCCUACCUCGGCUAUCCGCCCCAACCAGGGUAUCCAGGACCUCAUGGAAUCUACAUGCCCCGCUCGCAUUCCCCUCACAGUCCUCACAGUCCUUCGGAGCACAGUCGUGCCUCGCCUCCGCAUGAAUACCUGCGCAAGGCGGCGCCGUACGUGGAAGGAGGUUACAACGACAUCGAUCCAGGUUUGAAUCCCGCGUUGCAAGAUCAUUAUCGUAUUACUCCUAGCCCUGGUGGUCCUGGAGAUCAAUAUGAUCAAAUCAGCAACUCUUGGAAUAUGGAUGACUCUGGCGAACCCUCUCAGCAUCCUCAUGACGAGAAUAAAGUGGCCUACGGUUACGUGUCUCCGUCCCCAUACGGACCGGUCGGAUACGGCCCCGGUGUCGGGGUAGGUCCGGUCGCAGUCCCCAGCGACGUGCCCGGCUACGACGAGGGCCACCCGGUUCCACUCCCCUCGGGCGUGCCACCGGGUAUGUUCGACGACGAGGUCCACCUGCAACGGUUGCAGUCCCGCCACCCGGUGGUGCCGGGGAUGGCCAGCCCGCUGGACGACGACCAAAAGUCGAUGAGAUGGCGGGACCCGAAUCUGUCGGAGGUGAUAGGCUUCCUCAGCAACCCGAACAACAUCAUCAAGGCGAACGCGGCCGCGUACCUGCAACAUCUGUGCUACAUGGACGAUCCCAAUAAGCAGAAGACGCGUAGUUUAGGUGGUAUACCGCCGUUGGUGCAGUUGCUCGACCACGACAAUCCCGACGUGUACAGGAACGCGUGCGGGGCGUUGAGGAACUUGUCGUACGGGAGGCAGAACGACGAGAACAAGAGGGCCAUCAAGAACGCGGGCGGCGUCCCGGCGUUGAUCAAUUUGUUGCGCAGAACGUCUGACGCCGACGUGAAGGAACUGGUUACGGGGGUCCUGUGGAAUUUAUCCUCGUGCGAGGACCUGAAGAAAUCCAUCAUCGACGACGGCGUGACGAUGGUGGUGAACAACAUAAUAAUCCCUCACAGCGGCUGGGAUCCGAGCUCCUCGAGCGGGGAGACGUGCUGGUCGACGGUGUUCAGAAACGCUUCAGGCGUGUUGAGAAACGUGUCGAGCGCCGGCGAAUACGCGAGGAAGAAGCUGCGCGAGUGCGACGGUUUGGUCGACGCCCUCCUCUACGUGGUCCGAUCCGCCAUCGAGAAAUCGAACAUCGGGAACAAGAUCGUGGAGAACUGCGUGUGCAUCCUGCGAAACCUGAGCUAUCGGUGCCAGGAGGUGGAGGAUCCGAACUACGACAAGCACCCGAUCCAGUCGACCGUUCAGAACAGGGUAGCCGCGCCCGCCAAAGGUGAGAAUCUUGGUUGCUUCGGGGGCAGCAAGAAGAAGAAGGACGGGCAACCGGUGCAAAAAGAGACGACCGCGUCGCGCACAACGACCAGCCCGAGAACCGAGCCUGUCAGGGGCAUGGAGCUCCUCUGGCAACCAGAGGUGGUCCAAUCCUAUCUGAAGUUGUUGCAGACAUGCUCGAAUCCCGAGACCCUCGAGGCGGCGGCAGGCGCGCUUCAGAACCUCGCAGCCUGUUAUUGGCAGCCCAGUAUCGAGAUUCGGGCUGCUGUGAGAAAGGAGAAAGGGCUUCCCAUUUUGGUGGAGCUGCUGCGGAUGGAGGUGGACCGCGUGGUCUGCGCCGUGGCCACGGCUCUCAGGAAUCUCGCGAUAGAUCAGCGGAAUAAAGAGCUGAUAGGAAAAUACGCGAUGCGCGAUCUCAUUCAGAAAUUACCCUCGGGGAAUAAUCAGCACGAUCAAGGAACCAGCGACGAUACGAUCGCCGCUGUCCUCGCCACGUUGAACGAGGUGAUCAAGAAGAACGCCGAGUUUUCGCGAUCUCUGUUGGACGCUGGGGGUGUCGACAGACUGAUGAAUAUCACCAGGCAACGCCAGAAGUACACGCCCCGUGUUCUUAAAUUUGCAGGACAAGUCUUGUUCACAAUGUGGCAGCACCAAGAGUUGAGAGAUGUUUAUAAGAAACAUGGUUGGAAGGAGCAAGAUUUUGUAACGAAAACAGUGGCUGCGCGGAAUUCAGGGCCUAAUUCACCCAACAACGCGAAUAGCACGCUGAAUCGACCGAUGGCGAGUCAAGGGAGCACCAGAUACGAGGACAGAACGAUCCAGAGAGCGAACAUGAAUUCGAAUAACGUUGGUCGACCUACCAUUUAUCAGCCUCAACCGAAACCCGGUGAGCCGCUCUACGCGCAAGUUAACUUGGAGAAGAAAAAGAAGCGGCAGUAUGAGCUGGGGGUGGGCCAGGCGCAGGGUCAGGGGCCGGUGGUCGGCUCGGGGGUGGCGCCCAGUGUGCCCGCGGCCGGCCAGUGGGUGGCCGACGGCGUGGGCGUCCCCGACGGCUCGGCCGCCACAUCGACGGUGAACGUGCCACCCAACUCGACGGCCGCCUCCGCGGGCGACUCCUGGGUAUAACAGGCCCUUGUCCAGGAUCCAACCGCCAGGAUCCCUUCCUCGAGGCUGCCCCAGAAUCGGAACAACGUUUCCUCCCCACCCCCCAGGGGGGAGAAUUAGAGGAGGAGCACUCUCUGCUGCUUUCGUUUCCGACGAAGAGGGGGGGAGAGGGGGGAAGUCUGGAUAUCGGAGGGAUUGAAUGAUAGAGAGGGCAUUGAGCAUGGACGACAUUUUAUUAUUAAUUAAGAGUUUUCUCUUCUUUGUCCGGGUUAGUUUCCUCAUCGAGAGAAGAAUAGGAGAAGAAGAAGAAGAAGAAGAAGAAGAAAAGGAAGAGGAUGUAGUGAGGAAGGGGAGAUUUUUGGGUCGUCGAGUAUAUCUGCUCGAGGCGUAUAUCAUAUUCUUUCUUUGGGAAAGAGCAAUAGAGAGACGGGAAUAUAGAAAUUUGUUUUUGAAGGAAAAGAAGAAAAAAGGAAAAAAAAAAAAAAAAAGAAAUCGCACUCCGCACCCCCAUGUUAUUAUAUCGAUGUAUAGUAGAUGAACAUUAGUAAGGAACGAAAAGGGAAAAAAAAAAAAGAAAAAAACAGCGACUUGUCCGACCACAUCCGCAGCAGUAGUCGCACCAAUGGCUCUAAACCUUCAUUGCACAAUUCUAAAUUAAUAUAUACUAUAUAUAUAUAUAAAUAUAAAUAUAAAUAUUAUAUAUAUAUAUAUAUACACUCACACUUACACAAACACAUACAAACACAUACACACAUGUAUAUUUUAACAACGGUCAAGAUAACGGGAUAAGAAUGAACCUCGUGGCCGUUAAAAUUACUACUAAGGAUAAGUAGGCGGUAUUAUUACGAUUAUUAUUAUUAUUAUUAUUAUUAUUAUUAUUAUUAUUAAUAUCAUCAAGUACGAUGCGGUGGUGUUGCCGCCGUUAUAAAUACAGGAAGGGUAUAAAAAUGAAUGAAUAUAUAUAAAUAUAUUAUAUAUAUAUAUAGAGAUAUAUUAUACAUACACCACGGUACACCACGAUCACAGACACGCGAUUAGACAGCGCAUCGAUUACUUAUUAUUAUUAUUAUUAUUAUAUUAUUAUUGUAUUACGUAAACUUCUGAGGCUGUGGGUGUGGCAUGUUACACGAUGAUGUUUCGAAUAUUUGCGAGCUGCACUUUUUAUUUUUUUUCUUUUCUCCGAUUUUUUUUCCCAAUUGAGUGUGCGCGAGAGAGAGAGAGAGAGAGAAUGCGUGAAAAAGGAAAUGAGAAACAAAAAAAGGAGAAGAAAAGAAAGAAGAAAGAAAAUGGAAAAUGGAUGAGAGAGAGAGAAAGAGAGAGCGAGCUACCAUUCUGAUACUUUUGUCUGCCUGUCCGUAUAUAAAAAAAAAACUGUCCACUCGCGAACGUAGUAACGUAAGAAAAAGAGAAGAGAGAAAGAGAGCGAGCGAGUGAGCGAGCGAAAGAGAGAGAGAGAGAGAGAGAAGAAAAAGGUAUCUUAAAAAAGUCUGCAUUUAUUCUCGAGAAAUAAGACAGAAAGAUAAGAAGCAAGAUGAGCAAAGAGGAGAGAGAGAAUUUUUUAUGGUUCUUCGCUGUUAUUGUACUUCUUCAUAUUCUAGAUUAUCGCGAUAAAAAUGAUUCGAAAUAGAAAAGAGAGAGAGAGUGAAAAAAAAGGAUGGCGAAAAUGGAGGAUGGAGGAAAGAGGGGGUUUAACGAAAGUAUAAAGAACGGAUAAAGUGGGAAUAAUGUGAUGUUCAAUGUUAUCAGAAUGUUUGACAGAGAUGACAUUAUUGAUAGCCGAUAUACAUAUUAUAUAUAUAUAUAUAGAUAUAUAUACAUAUAUAUUAUAUAUAUACAAAUAAAUAUAUCCUUGUUCUAUUUCUUAAAUAAUAUUAUUACGACAGUUGAAAGAGAAUAAAAAGAAAAGAAAAGAAAAGAAAAAUCGAGUGUGUUCGCGAUUAACGAUUAUAUAAUAGUCAUCAGAGAGAGAGAGAGAGAGAGAGAGAGAGAGAGAGAGAGAGAGAGAGAGAGAGAGAAAGUAUAACAUCAACGCGCGAAGCGCGUUAAAAAAAUUAUUAUGCACGAUUGAUAAUUCACCUUCGUCGAAUUCAGAAUUAUAUAUACACAAAUCUAUAUAUAUAUAUACACAUACACGUACACACACACACACACAUACACAGAGUUAGAAGAAAAAGUAUGAUAUAAACCGUUUCUUCGCGGUCACGAUCGAUCUAAAAUUGAAAGAGAGAGAGAAAGAGAGAGAAAAAGAAAGAUAAGAAAAGAAAAAUCGAUCGAUCCCGUCUAUCGUCGUCUCGCUGUAUAACCGGUCAAAAUCCAAAGCGUCGUUCAUCCUUUAUCUCCUCGAUCUCUGUCAUCCAUACGUAGUCGUCCAUACGCACUUUAUCCCGUAUUUUGUACAUACAUGCAUACAUACAUACAUACAUAUAUAUAUAUAUAUAUAUUCAUCCUCCGCGUGUUCAAUGGAGGAUCUCACGAGAUCGAACGAGAGACGAGAUCGAAUAAUCGGAAAUAAUCGGAACGUACGAUCGUAGACGAGAAGCAAGAAGCGGAAAGCUGUAUUUCGCCAGGUAAUACUCUCGAUAACGGGUAAUCGAUCGAUCGACCCUCCUCGAGGAGGAAUCGAAGCGAGCUAAUCGCGCGAUCGUUUCUGCUCCCUUUCGCAAUGCCACCGUUUUAACAUCGCUGUUACAACGUAUAUCGCGACCAGGCGAGACAUCGUUACGAUAUAUAUAUAUAUAUAUAUAUAUAUAUAUAUACACGAAGCAGUGUUUCAUCGCGACGAUUCGUAACGAAUCUGUAGCAGAAACGAGGGCGCGUUUCGAGUUGUGAAGCGAAUUAAAAAGAAAAAAAAGAAAAAAAAGAAAAACCUCGCGUCUCGAAGAGAGGCGAAUCAUUUUCGAGCUUAUCGUACGGAUCCUGUUACCAGAUCCUCCGGCGCGCCAAUUCGCCUCUUAGAGGGCGCCUCUUGGACCAUUCCGCUCAACGUGACACGCGCGGCUCCGAUCAAUCCUCGCCCCCCUCUUCCACCUUCUUCUUCGAAUCCUCAAGCUCGGAAUUCGAAAUUCGUUCGAGGAACAUUGGAAUUGAAUGGAAUUGUUAACGGAAAGUUAAUUUUCAAGGAUUGGAAUUUCUUUUUUUAUUAUUAUUAUUAUUAUUAUUAUUUUUUUUUUCUUUUGAAGAAUUACAAAUUCUUUUGAAGAAUUACAGAACGGGAUCGAAAUCGUAUUCGAGGAUAAAAUUGAUCGAGAUCGGCGACGUUCGUUGGAAGGUGUUGGUUGGGUGGGUCGAGGGGGAUCGGGGGAGCCGCCACGAUCUACACGAACGAAACGAACAUUUUUGAUAUCCGCUUUUUUAUUGUUUUCACGUACCAGCGUUUCUAAUUUUCUACGAGGAUUCUAACGAGCGAGAGAGAGCGAGAGUGAGUGAGUGAGUGCGUGCGUGCGUGCGUGUGUGUGAGAGAGAGAAAAUUGGUGGAGGGAGAGACGAAGGAUUUUUGUAAAAGUAGUCUGUGGAGUGACGCGCUCGCAGAAAAAGAAGAAAAAAAGAAAAAAAAAAUGAAAAAAAUGAAAAAAGAAAAAAAAAAGAAAAAUUCGUUCGAAGAAAAUGUCGCACGGUGGGAAGGCUGACCAACUUGAGAAUUUGCAUUUUUGCAACAGGAAAAACUUGAAUCGUUUCAAAUGGAAAUUUUUAAAUAUCGCUCGGAUCAUUUUUCGAAUUUUAUCUUCGUACAUAUCUUGGAAUCGAUUUGUCGAUUGAUUUAAAUGAUAAAAUUGAUUUUCGUCCCUACUUUUUUUAAAGAAAUUUCACCAUGUGUUUUCGAAAUUUUUCUUUCCAAAAUUUCUAUAUAUAUAUAUAUAAAAUACUUUUUCGAGAGGAGCCAAGUUUCCAGAUAUUCCAAGCAUUGUUGUUCGGCCUUCGACAAGAGGAGGGAGGAAAGUGGAAAAAAAGGGGAAAAAAAAAAAAAAACGAAAAAGAGCGUCCGGAAUUUUUGAAACGCGAUUUUACUAGCGAUUUUUACGUCGUUUUUUACACGGUUCUCGCCGGCCUAAGGAGCUGUCCUUUCCACGAACGGCUGCUCGUGCAUUUGCCGCUUUCUCGCGGCGCAGACCUCGCGGAGAUCGAUUUAAAAAAAAAAAAUUAUCCCCUAAAAAAAAAAAAUAUAUAUAUAUAAAAUAUUAUAUAUUGUAUUAAAUCGAGGGGAAAAUUGUUGGUAAAAAAUUUCCAAAAAUCUAUUAUU